CUCUUUUUUUCCAGAAAUAGUUUCUUCUCCCCUCCGACACGUGAAAAGUGGUAGAGUCCAGAGGGCGCGAGGCUCCAAACUGUUUUGGUUGUCAGCAGCAGAGGGAAGACAUAGAAAUUGUUCAGGAUGAUGGAGAAGAUGAGUGAGGAGAACAUUGAGGAUGUUAGAGUGCUGGAGGCUCAGAUUGAACAUCUUCAGGCAGAAGUUGCAGCAUUGCAGCGCCAACAGCAGGACAACCACAAGGACAUAACGUUCCACUUAAAAGGACACAUGCAGGAUGCCAUGUCCUAUGUGUGUGGACAGAAACAAGCAGGAGAGAAGGAGAAGGUACUGGCCAUGCUCACGGAUGAAGUGAUGGAGCUGGAGGAGGAUCUGAAGCGCCAGACACAGAUAAAUGGCAUCAGUCUGAACAGCUGCACGACAAAGACUCUACAAAGCAGUGGCAGACAGCUGGUCCAGCAACUCUGUGUAUCAGGUCACUGCUCUGAACUGGUCUUCCAGGUGGAGUUCCAGCUCUCUGAGGUCAAGAAGGGUCAGAGUUCUGAGAGGACGAUCAGUGAUCUAAACGUGGUGAUGGACACCAGCGACCUACAGAACUUCAGCAGUUUCCUUUCUGGGGUGGAGGAGAGCAGGGAUCUUUUGCUGUUCUUCAGGACUCUCAGGACUUUCUCAGACAGGUGUGACGACCGGCGAAGAACCUUCCAACACUUCCAGGAGAAGUAUCCGUCUGUCGUCUCUCUUCCUGGAGGCGUCAGGUCAGCGGUCAUGACUCUGAAUCACCCCGAGCUUUCUGGCUGUGUCUUGUUCGUUUAUUGGUCCGUCGAGGUCUCCAGAGAGGGCGGAGUCACUCCAAAGAUCGAGCUGCUGACCAAGAUCCCCGAGAAAGCGCUGCAGUUGUUUCCCUCCCAGGCGGUCGGUGGCGCUGCUGAGGCCUUUCAGAGCCUGCUGAGAAUUCUGGGACCUGAAGCCGCUGUGGAGUCAGUCAUCAUGGCGGUCAGCUUGUCAUAGGACACAUGACUCACAUUUUCAUCUCUGCACAACAACCAGAUAAGAUGUAAAACAUGACCAAAGCAUUUCUCAGCUGUUGGGUCCAGUAUAUUAAUACAUGAACAUGUACACACAAGGAAACUCAGCGACGGAUUAGUCUCUUAGAAAUCUUUAUUCAAUAGAAAGAGCACGACCGUGACAGUUUUAACAGCAGUGCUCAUUGGUCAAAAUCUACAAAAAUAAAUAAUUUAAAUACAAAAUGCCAAA
Messenger RNA from Etheostoma cragini (Arkansas darter), 1254 nucleotides. RefSeq names its product centromere protein P (gene cenpp). The transcript is spliced from 9 exons. The record is from RefSeq and is a predicted model, not a curated record. Gene Ontology annotation, cellular component: chromosome, centromeric region; nucleus. Gene Ontology annotation, biological process: CENP-A containing chromatin assembly. NCBI's taxonomy places the organism in Eukaryota, Metazoa, Chordata, Actinopteri, Perciformes, Percidae. Bases 127 to 1008 code for a protein of 293 amino acids.